Rhodotorula toruloides NP11 is the source of this 1161-nucleotide messenger RNA. RefSeq lists its product as uncharacterized. The coding region runs from base 1 to 1161 and encodes 386 amino acids. The record is from RefSeq and is a predicted model, not a curated record. The transcript is spliced from 3 exons. NCBI's taxonomy places the organism in Eukaryota, Fungi, Basidiomycota, Microbotryomycetes, Sporidiobolales, Sporidiobolaceae.
AUGGCUCGCGGAAAGAACGGUCAGAAGCGCACUCGCCCUCCCAAGCCGGCUCCCACACAAACUCCAGCACCUCCUCCUCCUCCUGCGGCCGCCCCACCUCCUCGAGCGCCCUCCCGUUCACCCUCUCCGCCUCCCCGCGACGAGCGCGAAGCCAUCUCCGACAUCGCAGAGCGUCUCGCCUACGUCGAGAACAACACGCUCGACAUCACCGCUCUCGUCGCCCUCCUCUUCAGGCUCUGCGACCACUACGCAGAGCGAGUGAACACCUACCCGAGCGAAUGGGAGGACUACCUCACGAGCGAAUUGCGCCAGAGUUUCUGCGUCGGCCGCCAUGGCGUCUUCGAGGACCUCGAGCGCGAGGGAUGGCGAGGCGGCAAGCCAGACCGCCCCGACUCGUGGUUCCCGCCGCAAGUGCUUCGGCAGAAGGAAGAGCGGUGGGAGGAGGUUGCGAAGCGACAGUUUGAGGAGAAGGGCGACUUGGUCAGGCAGGAGGCUGGCGAGACGUUUGUCGAGUGCAUGGAGCGCGCGGCGCAGAUUGUGCGCGAGAGGGAGAAGGAGGGACCGGAUGCGCAGAAGAAGCCGAACACGGUCUUCGUCGAGCCGGGUUUCCUGACGAGCGAGGACUGGACGUGGCAAUUCAAGCAGCGGAGAUUCGCGCGCGGUAUCGACUUUGCGCCUUUCAAGCCGGAAAUGAUCGUCCUGCAUUCGCGCAAAGACGGCAUGGUCGGCUGGGCGCCCGCCAAGUUCGUCUUCACAACGUCUGACUACGAGGAUCAGGGUCUGAAGGACCACCCAAUCCUCCGAUCUAUGAACUACAUCAUGCUGUGGAUCCGCAACGCCGGUACGGAUGACGACCAGAUGGUGACUGGAUCGCACGACUGGACUAAGGAGGUCGAGCAAUCGGUUUUUGAGCAGCUGUUCGACAGGCUGCCUCAAUGGCUGGAGCUGCCGAGCCAGGCGGAAUGCGAUUGGCGUGACCGAGCUCUGCGCGAUGACCCCGACCGCGGCAAAUGUCCUCGUCGCCCUUCAGACCGCGUCAAGGACGUCAGGCGCAAGCAAUACGGAAUCGAGCUCAUUGACGAGAUGCUCUUCCACAAGAUGCAUGAACAGUGGAGCGCGAUGGGAUUGGGCGGGUCCGCGCCGAGGCUUCGCUUCAGGUGA